Molecule: messenger RNA, 1483 nt
Organism: Pistacia vera
Lineage: Eukaryota; Viridiplantae; Streptophyta; Magnoliopsida; Sapindales; Anacardiaceae
Product: protein DOWNY MILDEW RESISTANCE 6-like
Source: RefSeq, a predicted model, not a curated record
AUGCAAGUUUACGUCAGCGAGGACCAAUUAGAGUUCAGGAAGACUUUGUGUCGUCCAAGCGCUGCCACGUCGUCCAAGGACGGAAGGAGUAAAGUUGUCAUCAACUUGGCAGGUGCUCAUCUUUGUCUUUGCUGUGAAAUUAAAAAUGGAUACCAAAUUCUAUCUUCUGGAUUUCGCAUACUCAAACUUGCCGGUUACAUCAGACCGGAAUCGGAGCGACCCCGGCUAUCGGAAGUUUCCGAAUGCGAAAACGUUCCAAUUAUUGCCUUGGGUUGUGAAGAUAGAAGCUUCCUUGUUCAACAAAUGCUGAAGCUUGCAAUAAAUCUUGUAUAUAUGUAGGUUAUCAAUCAUGGAGUAGACCAAGCAGUUGAUAAAAUUUUAGAAGUAUCCAUGAUUCUUCAGCUUCCAGUUGAAGAGAAGCUUAAGCUAUAUUCAGAUGACCCAUCAAAGACAAUGAGACUUUCCACAAGUUUUAAUGUGAACAAAGAGAAAGUACACAAUUGGAGAGAUUAUCUAAGACUCCAUUGUUAUCCACUCCAAAAGUAUGUACCUGAAUGGCCUUCAAAUCCUUCUUCUUUCAAGGAAAUUGUAAGCAAUUACUGUAAAGAAGUUCGAGAACUUGGAUUGAGAUUGGAGGAAUUAAUAUCAGAGAGCUUAGGUUUGGAAAAAGGAUACAUAAAAAAAGUGUUGGGUGAACAAGGGCAACAUAUGGCUGUGAACUAUUACCCACCAUGUCCAGAGCCAGAGCUCACUUAUGGGUUGCCUGGCCAUACUGAUCCAAAUGCUCUUACCAUUUUACUUCAAGAUUUACAAGUUACUGGCCUUCAGGUUCUCAAAGAUGGUAAAUGGCUUGCUGUUAAACCCCACCCAAAUGCUUUUGUCAUUAACAUUGGUGAUCAAUUUCAGGCAUUAAGUAAUGGGAGGUAUAAAAGUGUGUGGCAUCGUGCUAUUGUGAAUGCUGACAAGGCAAGGAUGUCAGUUGCUUCGUUUCUAUGCCCAAGUGAUGAUGCAAUUAUCAGUGCUCCAAAAUCUCUUUCUGGGGAUGAUGCCCCUGCAACUGUUUACAGAGAUUUCACGUAUGCAGAAUAUUACAAAAAAUUUUGGAGCAGAAACUUAGAUCAAGAACACUGUUUGGAGCUUUUCAAGAACUAACUGGUAUUUGUAACACCCUGACUCACUGUCAAGAUAUUAUGAAUUUAUCUAUUAUCCACCUCAAAUGGUGAGGCUUUGAGUACGUUUACUCUUGAUUCAUUUUCAAUGAUGAAGUCAUGAGUUAAACCUCACUAUUUGAGGUAAGUAAGAGACACAAUUCAACAAUAUCUUAACAUUAGGCCGGGGUGCUAAAGUGUAUCUAUCAUUUGUUGUUAUGCAUGUAUUAAACAUUUUGAUAUUGUGUUUGAACUUGAACUUCCUACAUUGUUAUAUUAUUUGUGGUAUUGUUGUAAUAAAAUUUUUCAGGAACAUCAAGAAAGGUUAGUUUUAC